Caenorhabditis bovis is the source of this 1371-nucleotide messenger RNA. NCBI's taxonomy places the organism in Eukaryota, Metazoa, Nematoda, Chromadorea, Rhabditida, Rhabditidae. The record is from the annotation of a GenBank genome assembly.
AUGAAUAGGAUCAAUCACUAUUUCGAAGAGAUUUGGUUGCUGGCAACCCAUAAUCCGUAUGAUUUUUCACAAUAUGUGGCAGGAGUUGUCGUACCGCUUGUAAUUGUCGCAAUGAUGUUCAAUUGGAGGGUCCGACAGUCGUUCAAAAAACAAAAACGGAUUCGAAAUGCUAAGCGAAAAUUGUUGAAGAAGCUUCAAAACGGUCGAAAAGCCGUCGAUGAGAAGGGAAAUGACGAAGAAGAAGAAGAAGAAGAAGAGGACGAAGUGAAAAUGCUGUCAGCGACGAGCAAGGAUUCUCGUUCGAACAUCGGAAUAAUCGACAAAUAUCACCUUCGUCCGUUUUUUCUCCACGUUGGUCUCGUGAUAACAUGUGUCUCAUAUUCCAUAUUUGGCGCUUAUCUUUUUCUAACUAUUGAGAAGCCGAUCGAACAAGAAAAACGGAAUUUGGCUUAUAAGGAAAUUGAUAUGCUCCAGCAGAAUUUCUUUGGGAAUCUCACUGACGGCGUUCGGUCGGAUUAUGUGCUUGAAGAUUAUACAAAACGUUUGCUGAAGAUGUUCGAGGACGUCCAUUAUGCGAAAACCUAUGAAGCUCAUUUUUCCGAGUCAAGGAAAGAUCGACAAAUUUGGACGUUUGAGAGCGCGUUGGUUUUCACAACAACAACUGUCAUUCCAGUUGGCUACGGCUACAUUGUUCCGUGCUCAUCGUAUGGGAGAACUCUUCUCAUUAUUUAUGCCUUAUUAGGGAUUCCAUUGACUUUGGUGACGAUGGCUGAUACUGGAAAGAUCGCAUCGCAAAUGGUUUCAAGAUACUUUGGCGAUAAUUUAGCAAUUCCCGCAGCGUUGUUCGUGGUUCUUCUAUUCGCUUAUCCGAUGUUAUUCGCAUUGUGGCUUCAUAUGACUUCUAAUAUCACAUUCCUCGAUGGUUUCUACUUCACACUCACCUCGAUAUUCACUAUUGGAUUCGGUGACGUCACGCCCGAAAUCAAUGUGAUCCAUUUGAUAUUUUUCGUGGUGAUCGGCGUGAUUCUCGUCACAAUAACAGUUGACUUCGUCGCCGUCGAACUCAUCGAUCAUGUGCAUUAUAUGGGAAGACAUGUGGGAAAAGCGAAACAAUUGGCUGGAAAGAUGUUCCAAUUGGCACAAUCGCUGAAUAUGAAGCACGGAUUGGCGACUGGUGUUGGCCAAUUGCACGCAUUGGCUCGGUUCGGAUUGAUUACCGGAAAAGGCAAUGUCGAGAUGAAUCCCGAGCCUGUCGCAUUUGCUCCAGAUCUCAUCGACGGUAUUGACUUUGUCGAUAAUUCAUCCAUCUACAGCACCCGUAGAAGGUCAUAUUCUCCAGGAGCCUCAGCAAGGCAUCUAUUUCUUUCUUAG